This is a messenger RNA of Neogale vison (American mink), 3464 nucleotides long. RefSeq names its product zinc finger protein 446 (gene ZNF446). The record is from RefSeq and is a predicted model, not a curated record. Gene Ontology annotation, biological process: regulation of DNA-templated transcription. The coding region runs from base 1359 to 2696 and encodes 445 amino acids. Lineage: Eukaryota; Metazoa; Chordata; Mammalia; Carnivora; Mustelidae. The transcript has 7 exons.
CCCUCCCCCCCCCCCGCCUUGCCUUUCCUUUUCUUUUUUUCUCUUUUCUUUUCUUGGCUAGUCCUUAAUCCUGAAUAGGCUGAGGGUAACAGUGCCCUUGAGCUCUCUGGGGCAAGAUAGUGGUGUGAACACAUGCAUUUCACUUGGUUCAGAAACCCACUGGAGCUACAGAGAUGAGAGUAUUUAAAAAUACGAACCCACAAGAACGAGGAUGGUGAAACUAGAAGCAAUGGCAUUCUGGAACUAGAAGCAGAUGUGGGAUCUAUCUCUGAUUUAGAGAAAGUUAAAUAUUGAUUUGGCCCUGGGGGUAGUGGGCAGAGGUUCCACCAGGCUUAUAGUGCAUAACUCCAGAAGGCCUGUAAAGCAGCAGCCCCCUUGGAUAAGGGACCUAAAGCAAAGGUCACUGGGGACAGCUUAGUAGCUAUUAGAGCACUAGCUCUCACCAUGGUGGAAAAGACAUUUCUGGGGAAUCCAUACAGUUCCAGAGAAACAAUCUAAGUCCCCCAUCCCCACCCAAAACAGCUCAGUCUGAUGAUGCGUGGAAGAGUUGACAGGCCCCACCCAUGCAGAUGCUCAGAGCAUCCAGUGUGUACGACCACUGCUCUUCACUGAGUGCUAGCAGCUAGGGAUUACUAGGUAUCCCAAGAAAUCAAAACAGGCAUAUGCAAUUUAGGACCGAAUACUUGGUUUCCCACAGUGUGGUUCUUGGCUACUGAGAUAAACUGAAGGUACUUUUACUUGUCCUGGUAACCCAUGUAAAAGGUUAGCGGCGUCCCAUAAGCUGGACAAAAACCUUCGUCCCUCACUUUACAGUACUGACAUCUGAAGACGUGUCUGAGACUCUGAGAGUAUAAAUCAUGGGACAGUAUCUUCUGUAAAUAUGUGUCCACCCUGGUUCUUGUUCUCGAUGUCCGCAGGGCACCCAGCAGAGGUCGAAUAAGGACCCCAGCACCAUCCCCGCUGGAGUCCUUCCCGGGUUUGGCGGAGAAAGUCCACAGAUAAGGCCGGCCUCUGCUUCCUCCGGGGACCACCUGGAGGAGAGUCUCGGCCUCCAGCACUGUUCCUGAAGUCACUUCCGGCCUCCCGGGAGGACCCGGCGAUGCUCUGGCCGUUGCCUUGGAAACAGGGACGGGGGGGGGCGGGGUGUCCUCUAGCGGUCACCAAGAGGACUGCUCCGCGACUAGAACGCGGCCUAGGUGGGGCGCUAGCUCAGGACAGCGGUGAGGCCACGCUCCUCCCACCCCCCUCGCUUGCCAAUAGGCGCCGGAGCCACUGUGCGCACGCGCAGAAGUCUAUCGUACCGUCCGUCGCGGCCGUCGGUCCCUCUUCUUGGCUACAAGAAGACACCCAGUACAACAAUGCCAUCCCCACUGGGCCCCCCACGCCUGCCCUCUGUGGACGCCGUGGCCAUCCUGGAGGAGCCUGAGACAGCACGCCUGCGCUUCCGAGGAUUCUGCUACCAGGAGGUGGCAGGUCCCCGAGAGGCCCUGGCCCGGCUUCGAGAGUUGUGCCGCCAGUGGCUGCGGCCGGAGGCAUGCUCCAAGGAGCAGAUGCUGGAGCUGCUGGUGCUGGAGCAGUUUCUGAGCACACUGCCCCCCGAGAUCCAGGCCUGGGUGCGGGGCCAGCGGCCAGGCAGCCCUGAGGAGGCUGUAGCCCUGGUGGAGGGCCUGCAGCAUAACCCUGGGCAGCUGCUGGGCUGGAUCACAGCCCGUGUCCUGAAGCAAGUGGUGUUCCCAGCAGCACAGAAGACAGAGGAGUCCCUGGGGAGAUCCCACCCUUCAGGGACAGUGGAGCUUCUCGGGGCCACCUCUCGGGAGGGAUCCCAGGACACCCAGAUGGAGAGGUCUGCCCAGCUUAGCUGCAGUGUGAAGGAGGAGCCAGAUGCUGAUGGGCAGGAGAUGGCAUCUUCCAAUCCCCCAGAUCCAGCCCAGUGCCACGAGGGGCACCCUGGACACCGGGAACCAGCUUCCGCGUCCUUCCACCCACCCAGGAUUCAGGAGGAGUGGGGGCUACUGGACCCGUCACAGAAGGAACUGUACUGGGACGCAAUGCUGGAGAAGUAUGGCACGGUGGUCUCCCUGGCAGGAAUACCAGCACCCCAGCCGGAGGCACGGGAAGAGUUGGAGCCUGGGGCACUGCGUACGGGGACAGAGGGUCGAAGAAGCCUCCACCCGGGAGAUGAAAGUGAGAGCCACUGCGAGGGUCCACCCCAGUGCCCAGAGGCCCAGCCACCCCAGGGCCCGGGAUCUGUCACCUGGGAGGGCCCGUCUGGGGCCUCUGUGUCUGCCAGGGCAAUGCUGGGAACAGGGCUGGAGGCCGGUGCCCUGCAAAGGAAGCCUUAUACCUGUGAGCUGUGUGGCCGAGGCUUUGACUGGAAAUCAGUCUUCGUCAUCCACCACCGGACCCAUGCGGAAGGGCAGGGUCCACAGGCCCUGGGCAUCGGGGGUGCUCAGAAACUGCCUCUGGGUUCCCGGGAGCUGGGCACACCCCGGCCCCCCCGGCGCAUGCUCCCAAGCCCUCGGAGCUAUGCGUGUGAGGAAUGUGGGCGCAGCUUCAGCUGGAAAUCACAGCUGGUCAUCCACCGCAAGGGCCACGUGGGCCAGCGGCGCCACCUCUGUGGGGACUGCGGCCGUGGCUUUGACUGGAAGUCCCAACUGGUCAUCCAUAGGAAGAGCCACCGACCCGAAGCCCCAUGAAGGACCCGAGAAGGUAUCCUCAUCCUGCGGGCUUGGGAGCUUCCAGGGCCUGGACACAGUUCCUGGCGUUCUGGUUCCAGCCUUCCCCGGGGCUGCUCAGCCUCUAUGAUUCUUGGGGGCAGCAGAGGACACUGGUGAAUCAGAGUUCCCAGAAGGUUCCCCUGUCCCAGUUCAGUCUCCCCCAAACCACCUGGGCGUAAGUAGAAAGAAGCUGCCCCUCCUUCCACCACCCCGUGAGGCCCGAGUUAGAAUCUGCUGCCUAAGCCUGGUGACUUCCCGGCUCUGAGACCCCAGCUGUGACCCAAUGCAGGCUGACAGGCCAAGGACUCCCCCUACCCCUGGGACCUCAGUGGCCCCCGGUGGCUGCUCAGAAACUGCCCCUUUCUACCCUGAAGCUUCUGGGCCGGAUGUCUCGGUGUGGAAGGCACAGACAGUCCAGGAGAAUAUGCCUUGCCUCUGUUUGCAGGCAGAUAGAAAACUAGUGCCCACCCAUGUUUGAGAUUUUUUAGAAAUUUCACUUUCAUAAUGGAAAGUUUCUGUGUAAGAAUCCUGAUCUUUGCUUUCCACGGGUCAGAAUAUUGGCAGUGCCACUGAACAACUAAGCCACCCAGGCUUAGUUGUCCCAUGUGAACCCUUUUAAAGCAUGGAGUUUUCUCUGGCUGGUGACAGGAAAGGAAGUCCAAAGGACUCGAAGCAUGGGGCACCUGGGUGGCUCAAUUAAUUAAACAUCUGCCUUUGGCUCUGCUCAUGAUCCCAGGGUUCUUGGAU